UUGUAGAAUGCAACACAGUCUAGGCCCACUACAGUCAGCCAACCUAUCUACUUUCCUCUUCCUUUCUUGCUUGAAGAUGAUGGAAAAAGAGAUCCCCUUUUCCAUCUGCCAACCGUGAAUGGAGGAGGCUGAUCAAGAGUAUCAGAAAAAGAUGAUGAUGAGCAGCAGGCAGUUGAUUGUACCACCCGGCUUUCGUUUUCACCCAACAGAUGAGGAGCUCCUCUACUAUUAUCUGAGAAAGAAGUUAGCCUAUGAAGCUAUCGAUCUUGAUGUCAUAAGGGAUGUUGAUCUCAAUAAGCUUGAACCAUGGGAUCUCGAAGACCAGUGCAAAAUCGGAUCUGGGUCUCAACAUGAAAAUGAAUGGUAUUUCUUUAGCCGCAAGGACAAGAAGUAUCCGACUGGAACACGAACCAAUCGUGCAACUGCUGCAGGCUUUUGGAAGGCAACUGGGAGAGAUAAGGUCAUACACAUCAGCAACUCAACAACAAUUGGCAUGAGAAAAACCUUAGUCUUCUAUAUUGGACGAGCUCCUAAUGGUCAGAAGACGGACUGGAUUAUGCAUGAGUAUCGUCUAGCAAAUGAAAGUUCACAGGAAGAUGGAUGGGUUGUCUGCAGGGUUUUUCGAAAGAGGAGCUACCAGAGGGGCAUCCUAGCAGACGCAGUGGCCGAUGAAAAUCAAUUCAAAUCAACAGCUACUGAUUCUUAUCCAUUGGAGCAAAAACAGAGCUUCCACAUCCCAACCAACUUCUCCUUAAAUGGCUCAGUAGAUCUUCCACAGCUGUUAGACUCUGAACCCUGUUCCGUUACUUCAAUUCCUCCAGUUUCCAUGGACAUUAGAUGCUCUAAGAAACUAGUAAAAUUGGCAUCAGAAAAAACUCUCCUUCCCCAGGAGACAUUAAAUUGGGACUGGUCUAUCUUGGAUAAGCUCCUCGCUGCUCAUCAAAUCCCGAGCCACUUCUUACAGAACAAGGUGCAUCCACCAACCCAACUAAUUAGUGUGGAUUCCUCAGUCCUACAAAAAUCUGAGCAAUAUCUUGGUUAUGAGGCCGGCCUCCUAAAGUUUUCUAAGGUUAAUGAGCCUCUUUUAUUUGAUUAAUUAAGCUUGGAAGUUGACUGUUGAAUCUAUA
Messenger RNA from Zingiber officinale, 1127 nucleotides. Its product is annotated as NAC domain-containing protein 76-like. NCBI's taxonomy places the organism in Eukaryota, Viridiplantae, Streptophyta, Magnoliopsida, Zingiberales, Zingiberaceae. The transcript has 4 exons. The coding region runs from base 119 to 1096 and encodes 325 amino acids. Gene Ontology annotation, molecular function: DNA binding. The record is from RefSeq and is a predicted model, not a curated record. Gene Ontology annotation, biological process: regulation of DNA-templated transcription.